GAUACUUCGCCCAGGGUUUCCGUUGCCUUGAAAGUCUUUGAUCGAGCCACGCGGCAUGGCUCAGGAGCGCGAGCUCGACGGGCUGUACGUUCGCACUAAAUCUGUUGACAACACACUGAAGCCGCUAAUUCGUCAUGUCAAUUUGUUAGUGAGUCACUCAGCCAAGCAUAGAAAUGCCGGUCACUCUAAGAGCUCGUCUCAAUUGCUCUCCGACGUCGAAGAAGCGGCGAACCGUUUCGUUUCCGUCGGGAAAUCGAUCGCUGACGAAUAUGACGACGUGAGAGAUGAUAUGCUGAAAGCGUGUGACGACGUCGAGUCAUCAGGAGGCGUAUUGUUGAGAACGUCCAGAAGCUAUCUUGACGAUCCGGGCAGCAAUGAUAAGAGAGAUGUUAUGACGGAGGUGGCUAAAGAGCUACUGACUGCUGUUACAAGGCUGCUCGUGAUUGCAGAUAUAGUCGAUGUUAACAACGUGAGGAGAGCAGCGAAACGGGUUGAGAGUCGUCUCAGAGAUAUCAAACAGUCAACUAGCCAGGCAGAUGUCAUUACAACGUAUCGAAGCUUGAUGGAUGACAUCACAAAUCUUUCAGUGCUUACUGCAAAUAGGCAACAGGACGUCAAAGAUCAGAGACAAGCUGAGAAAUUAGCUGCAGCUCGAGCUCAACUGAAAAAUUACAGUCGGAUGGUUCUCACAUCAUCUAGGGCUUACAUUCGUUACCCUGAGGUUGCUUCAGCUAAAGCGAAUCGUGAUUUUGUGGUGGCUCAGCUUUGUGAAGCUCUUUCGACUAUUUCUUCUACAGUGGCUGAGGAGAAUGCCAGUAGGCCACAUCCUAGGGAAAGGCCAGGAGGAUUAGCUUCAUCGAUUGAGCAGUUUAAGAACAUUGUGACUGGAGUCAAGGAAACAUCAAAAGCAAUGGCUGUAAAGGGUGGAAAGCUAGAGCAAACUGUAAUAGUGAAGCAGACAAUGAGCUUGUUGAAUGAGAAGAUGGAUCGCAUUACACGAGAGGCUACAAUGCUUGCAUCUUCUGACAGCACCAGAAGUUUCCGAAGAGGCAAAAUUCAAGAUGGGUGUAUGGCUGUGAAGGAAGAAUUACAACAGCUUAGUGAUGUGCUGCUCAGUCAGAAUACUAGUUUGUCACCUUCAGAUCAUGCGAAGAGAAUUUCAUCUCUAGUUGAUGAUGUUGUACAGAUGAUGAAUAGUCUUUACAUUCAGUUACGUCGAGCUACUGUUGAUCAUGUGUCUGAUGUGCUUUAUGAUAUCAGUACGCCGUUGUCUCUCAUGACUGAUGCUGCAAAGGCAGCAAAUCGACGAAAAAUGGAAGCUUGUGCAAAGGCAUUUCGGGGCUAUUGCUCCAGGGUAGAGCAGGUUUCAAGCAUGGUGUGUAAUGUAUCAAGCAAUCCUGAGCACGUGAAGAUGGUUAAACUAUCAUCUAACGAGUUACGAGUACUUCACCCAGAAGUUUUAAACGCAGCUCAAACAGUGAUGUUACAGUCAACCAGCAAAGUUGUGAGGGAUAAUCUGGAAGCCUAUGAAGAGCGAUGGUUGGACCAGGUCAAACUAGUGAAAUAUGCUGUUGAUAACAUUGUGGACAUUGACGACUUUUUAGCAGUUUCAGACAUUCACGUCCUUGAGGAUUUAAGGAAGUGUAUGGUUGCAAUACAUGAUGCAGAUGUUAAUAGUUUGGAACAGGCUUUGUCCAGUGUACAAGGCAGGAUUGCUCGUAUAUGUGAAGUUGUGGUGGCUGAAAUGCAACUGUAUACUGAUCCUAAGUACAGCCAAUAUACAAGCAAUGUUCAGCAAGCCAUAUCAGACCUCCAAGAGUCAGAUGUUCCACCUUUUGCAUCGUUUAUUGACAGUGUGCUGGACCAGCUGAAUGAAAAUUCUGCAGCUCUAGUUAGUGAACAAGAGUUUUUUGAAGUGGCAUCUGCGGUUGGUAAUGGCGUCAGACGAGUCAAAGACAUUGUACAAUCUGUCAGAGGUGAUGCUGUUGCUAAUGAUCCUGAUGCUGAUAUUGCUGCUGAAAAUAUUGAACCCGACUUUCCUCCACCACCACCACAUAUGUUGGAUGACACACGAGAGGCAGAAGUGGAAUUGAAGACUGAAAGAGGGGAUGCAGUAACUGUAAGAAAGCCUACUAAAGCUGGGAGAUCAUUAUUCCGGCGACAGAGUCGAGCAUUUGUCCGGGAAGCUGAAAGAGAACUGAACCAGGGUGAACUAACUCACUUGCCUCUCGAACAAAGACAGGAAAUCCAAGCUUUAAAGGAGGAGAAGCAGCAGUUGGAGACUGAAGUGGAAAAAUGGAAUGACAACACGAAUGAACUCAUUGUGUUGGCCAAAGACAUGGGCAUGAUGCUUGUUGAAAUGUCAGAUUUUACAAGAGGAGCUGGUCCAUUAAAGAGCACGAUGGAGCUUAUUGCAACGGCCAAAGAAAUUGCUGAUACAGCCAGUGCAUGUGACAGUUUAGUGUCUUCUAUUGCUGAUCAGUGCCCAGACAUGCAAUCAAAGAAUGAGCUGCUGGCCAGCCUUGAGAGAAUCAACUUCUACUCCCAUCAAAUCAACAUCACCAGCAAGGUGAAAGAAGACAUUGCAACUCUUACUGGAGACUCUUCCCAAGCUUCUGAGAAUGCUAUCACUCUUAUAACAACUGCCAAGAACUUAAUGAAUGCUGUUGUAGCAACCGUGAAAUCAGCAUAUGUUGCUUGGGCUAAGAUAUCAAAAUCAGCUGGAAGUGGCCAAAGUACAUCAACUCAGUGGCGUCUUCAGGCUCCUAGCAAAGUUCCUCUAGUUCGACUCGAAUCACAUCCACCUCACUAUAAUUCACAGUCUUCAUAUGGCACACUUGCUCCAGUCCGAGCACUAGACGACUUUCGUGGAAAAUCACCGCCAGUGAUGGAAGGUGAUGAAGAGUUGCUCUAAUGGAUGAUGAAUAUCCAGGUCUUUUAAUUAGUGGUCAGUUUUUUAUUAUGGUGCUUCAUGUGCAGUUGGUAUAAGGAUUAUGCACUUGCGCUGGUUAAUUUGGACAAGACCCCAGAGUUUAGUUUUAUGGUUCCCAUUUGAUUCAUAGCUAUUUAGGUUGCUGUAGCUAUGUACAUUAUUCAACUUAGUGAUUAAAAAAUUGAAAGGUUUGUUAGAACAUUA
Molecule: messenger RNA, 3136 nt
Organism: Corticium candelabrum
Lineage: Eukaryota; Metazoa; Porifera; Homoscleromorpha; Homosclerophorida; Plakinidae
Product: catenin alpha-like
Exons: 21
Coding region: 56-2914 (952 amino acids)
Biological process (GO): cell migration; cell-cell adhesion
Cellular component (GO): adherens junction; catenin complex
Molecular function (GO): actin filament binding; beta-catenin binding; cadherin binding
Source: RefSeq, a predicted model, not a curated record